Molecule: messenger RNA, 1617 nt
Organism: Paramacrobiotus metropolitanus
Lineage: Eukaryota; Metazoa; Tardigrada; Eutardigrada; Parachela; Macrobiotidae
Exons: 3
Coding region: 47-841 (264 amino acids)
Source: RefSeq, a predicted model, not a curated record
GGUCACGCUAGCAAAAAAGCCAAGCAUAUCGCGUAUCAAUGGUAACAUGGAUAAAAAAUAUCCGAUACUGAUCACUGGAACACUGUUAUUUUAUUGUAAUGUGGUAUUAGGCCAGUAUCAAAAUGCACCCAACUGCCGCGUGCCGAUGGUGCCACCGGCUGUUUCCAUUGAUCCAUCGCAGGCUGCAGGAGUUUGGUACGAAUAUUCCGCAUACACUCCGGGAAUAAUCGAUUACAACUGUAUUAACGUCUUCACCCCACUGGGCGCCCAGAAUGGAAUGUCCGCCCCGUACAAUUGGACCAUUUCGUUCCUCAUGAAGACACCAAAUCCAAUAUGCGUUGGUAUCUGCCUUGUGGCCAAUGUAACUGCCGAUGGGAAGGAAGCGGCUGCUGCUUGGUUUCCUGAUUUUACCGGAAGUGGGGCGUUACCUUCCAGAAGUGAUAUACAGUAUUACAUACUGUAUACGGACUACCACCUGCUGGAAGUAGCCUACCGUUGUUCGCAACCCAGUAACGCACAAUUCUGCGAUGCACCAUACUUCUGGGUGAACGUACGCGUACGUCCGCCGACUCUGGACCAGGCCACACUCAAUUACAUCCAACGCACUGUCGACAAUGUCUUGGCGCCGUUCUGCUUCGCCAACAGCAACAUGACGGUAACCGGCUGGGACAGCACCCUACCCGACUGUCAACCUCCACUGUCGGCGGAUUGUGCGGCGUUGAUGCAGUCUACAAGGCAGAGCUCAUCGUUUGCCGCUACCGGAAAUCGAAUGAUGGACGCUAUGCUGAAGAUGCGCGGUCAGGGAUUUGCACCGGGUGGUAUUGGCUGGCCCCCGGCUUAACCCUGUUUCGCGUUAAGGAUAUGUGCCACAGUGCCAUCGAGUAGCCAGUUGAAAAAUCGCAAUGGUAUAGGCCGUAAAGCGCAAUUUAUUUCAUUAAAAGCUUGUCCUUUUUAAUUUUUUUUCGAUGAAAGCUUGCACAAUCAGUACCAACACAAUAAAGUUAAUCGGCGUAUUACUGGAUAUUGUAAUUUCGCCACACUGAAUUAAAUAUUCGCAUGGCAUUCGGUAGUUGCGCCUGUCACGUAGGGCACGUAAAUGCGCGUUCAUAUACAGGUACCUAAUUUGCCGUGUUUCUGGAGUUUCUUAUUUUUAUGUGCGAGUUCAAGAAAAUGAUUGUGCGUGUACAAACCCAGUGCUCCUUCAAAAUUUUGUUGAUUUUCUAAUACCGUAAUAUGAUGCUGACUUUACUGGGUACAUUUGCCGAACCGGUGCCACAGGUUUUUAGCUAGGUAGAUCUCGUGAGUCAGAAUCGUUCAUUUGCACUUAUUCAGAACAACCUGUUAUCCAUAGAAGUACUGUUACCCUAGAGUAGCAUAUCUUUGUCGCGGUAUAAUGUUAGUAUCAUGGGUGGGCGGAUAUCAAUUUACAAGUUGCCAUUUUAUUUUAUAUUGGUACAAUACAAUUUUCAACCCAUAUGUCGUUAUCAGUCAUCCCAAACCGAUCUUUGCAGUAAUGUUUUUGUGUUCACGUUUUUUAUUUUCUCUCUUGUCAUUACAGUAGUUGCUGAAAUUGUCUGGUUGGGCUUUUAAGUCUUCUGCAUUAAAUAAGACACUGCA